Scomber japonicus (chub mackerel) is the source of this 2020-nucleotide messenger RNA. Its product is annotated as inactive phospholipid phosphatase 7. Lineage: Eukaryota; Metazoa; Chordata; Actinopteri; Scombriformes; Scombridae. Gene Ontology annotation, molecular function: sphingosine-1-phosphate phosphatase activity. The transcript is spliced from 2 exons. Gene Ontology annotation, cellular component: nuclear envelope. The record is from RefSeq and is a predicted model, not a curated record. The coding region runs from base 1 to 867 and encodes 288 amino acids.
AUGCCCUCGAGUUACAAUGUGAGAUCCAGGGCGAGGGAGAGAAACAACGUCCUGGGGAGACCUGAGUUCAUGUCCCUGAACCAGCCGCCCAUAAGAAGCGGAGGCCCAUCUGAAAGCCGAGGCAGUACAAGGCGAGCCGGUCAAAUCAAACACCAAACAAGCCAGUCAUGUGAAGAACCUACCGACAGCGGCAGCAAGGACAGAAGAGAGUCCGGCAAAAUGCCAGAGGAAGACUGUAUGCAGCUGAACCCUUCAUUUAAGGGAAUAGCGAUGAACUCCCUCCUCGCCAUUGAUAUCUCUCUGUCCAAGCGCAUGGGGGUGUGCGCCUACACGUCGUCCUCCUGGGGAGGCUGCCGCUCCAUGGUCGGCCUGUUAGCACUUACAGGGCACGGCAUCACGUGGAUCAUUGGCACCAUAGUGUGUCUCACGAGAAGUAACACUCUGGCUGGGCAAGAGGUCCUGGUCAACCUGCUGCUUGCCCUCAUCCUUGACGUCAUGACUGUGGCUGGGGUCCAGAGACUGGUGAAGCGCAGAGGACCCUGGGAGAUGAUGCCAGGCUUCAUGGACUGUGUCGCCAUGGACAUGUACUCCUUUCCUGCUGCACAUGCCAGCCGGGCUGCCAUGGUCUCCAAGUUCUUGCUGUCCCACCUGGUCCUGGCUGUGCCACUUCGCAUCCUGUUAGUGCUCUGGGCCUUCCUGGUGGGCAUUUCCCGGGUGCUGCUGGGGAAACACCAUCUGACAGAUAUGGUGUGUGGCUUUGCUCUGGGCUUGUUCCACUUUAGUUUGAUGGAGACAGUGUGGCUCUCAUCAAACACCUGCCAGACUCUUAUUUCCAUAAGCACCUUCAGCUGGAGCCCAUUUUUCUGAGCUUUUGAUAUGAUGAUAGAACACAGGGCUCAUUUGAUACUUGCAAUGUCAAGGACUAAGGUAGUUAUUUUUGCAAGGGUCAGAUUAUUGCAGGUUGUGAACAGAGAAGCAUUAAUAUUUGGAUGCAGAUGUUAGCUUGCAUGUAAUGCCUAAGACACAUCAGGCUUUAAAAAUUCUAGCAUCUCCAGUCAAACUCACACGCAGCUAAACUCCUUCCUCAUUUCAAUUACAAUAAGUACUAACAAUAAAGGCAAAAUUAAGGCAACUGCAAACUGACAAUGAUUUAAUGAAAAUGUGCAUAAAUAGGAAGAUCGAGACUUAGAUUUUAUACGGUCUAUUCUAAUUCUUCUUGUGCUUCUUCUUCUUUACUACUUUACUUCUUUGUAUGUUACCUCUUCAUCUUCUCCCAGUUUUUUCUUUGAAUAUUUGUGCUUUUAAUUGAGUUUUCAUUGGCAAGUAAGAUAGUGAAAUACUUGAAUAGUGUUGAGCACUGGAUAUAGUUUGGUGUAGGGCUGUAAUAUUGGAUGUAGCACUAAAACAUAUAAGGUAAUUGUUGUUUGGAUAUUCCACAUUGUUUCUAAUUGGCAUGGCUAUUACAAUAUGUUUGUAUCUUCCUGGUGGGAUUCUGUUCUUUAAACUGUACGUUUAUCAAAUAUGAACUUAUUUUAGAUUAUGCUGAAUUUAGCUGUUUGUGCCACACUUGCACAGAAUUUAAUAUUUUUCUUAUAAGGUUAAAUGUAAUUUCCUACAAUUUAUUCUCUAAUGAGUUUAAAAAUGUUUUUAUAUACAGUACAUGUAUCUCUUCAGUGCUUCACAUUAGCCAAACUGAUGUUUAAGAUUUGUUCGUCAAUGAUACUGAUUAUGUGCCCCACUAAAGAACUGUGUAUGGAUGCCAACAUAUGAAACAAUGAAACAAAAAUAUCUUUCUUUUUUCAAUUUAGUCAUAAUUUCUCUUCUUAAUGUGUCAUUGAUUGACUAUGAAACCAAACCAGCAGUUUAUUUUGUUGGGUUUUUUUGUGCCAAAACUAUUUCAAUGCAUCGGUUUGGUGUGUAAAUACAGUUUUGUGUACAUUAGCUUAGUUUAUUAUGUAAAAGUAUAUCAUGUUUUUACUUCUGUUUUUCCAUCUCAUUAAUAAACCGAGAUGCUUUGUCA